Topomyia yanbarensis is the source of this 6696-nucleotide messenger RNA. It is a transcript of the gene l(3)72Ab, whose product is annotated as U5 small nuclear ribonucleoprotein 200 kDa helicase. Gene Ontology annotation, molecular function: ATP hydrolysis activity; nucleic acid binding; ATP binding. The coding region runs from base 107 to 6538 and encodes 2143 amino acids. The transcript has 6 exons. Gene Ontology annotation, cellular component: nucleus. The record is from RefSeq and is a predicted model, not a curated record. Lineage: Eukaryota; Metazoa; Arthropoda; Insecta; Diptera; Culicidae.
AGGUGAAAACAAGCCGGACGAUAUCGUGUAAUUUUUUUUAUGUGAAAGAAAUUCUUCGAUUUUCUGGAAUAUUUCUGCGAAAACCUGCUAAAAUCAACUUGAAACUAUGGCUGAUGCCGCGGCACGUCAGCUGCAGUACGAGUACAAAGCGAACUCGAAUCUUGUCCUGCAAGCUGAUGUACGGUUGAUCGAACGUCCGCGGCGAGAUGAAGCUACCGGAGAGGUGCUGUCUCUGGUUGGGAAGCUCGAGGGAACCCGUAUGGGUGACCGGGCUCAGCGUACCAAACCGGAGAAAACGGAGGAGCGGAAGGCAAAGCGUCAAAAGCGCGACGAAGCGCAGUACGAUUUUAACAGUAUGAAAGGUGCCACUCUGCUGUCGGAAGGUAUCGAUGAGAUGGUUGGUAUCGUGUACCGGCCCAAGACGCAGGAAACUCGGCAAACGUACGAAGUGCUGUUGAGUUUUAUUCAGGAAGCGAUCGGCGAUCAGCCGAGGGAUAUACUGUGUGGUGCGGCGGAUGAGAUUUUGGCGGUGAUGAAAAACGAUAAGAUGAAGGACCGUGAGAGGAAGCGGGAAAUUGACGGGUUGCUGGGAACGGUAACUGACGAGCGGUUUGCGCUGUUGGUGAAUCUUGGUAAGAAGAUUACCGAUUUCGGGUCGGAUGCGGCUGGUGCGAUGGGUGUGACGGCGGAGGAGCAGAUCGAUGAUACGUACGGGAUAAACGUGCAGUUUGAAGAGUCGGAGGAGGAAAGUGACGAAGACAAGUACGGAGAAAUUCGGGAUGAAGAUGCGCAGGAUGAGGGGGAGGAAGCUAGGGAUGAUGGGAUGCUGCACGCGGAGAAUCUCGGCGGCAACGAGGAAGGCAAAAAGGAGAAAGCACUAGAUCCGCGUGAUAUUGACGCUCACUGGUUGCAGCGUUGCCUGCGGAAGUAUUACAACGAUUCGAUGAUGUCCCAAGCGAAGGCUGGUGAAGUGCUGGGAGUGUUGAAGGAUGCCGGAGAUGAUCGAGAGUGUGAGAAUCAGUUGGUUCUACUUCUCGGCUAUGAUUGUUUCGAUUUCAUCAAACUGUUGAAGAAAAACCGGCAGAUGGUUCUGUACUGCACGAUGUUGGCGUCGUCGCAGAGCGAAAGCGAGCGGGUGAAGAUUCGCGAGAAAAUGAAGACAGAUGGGUAUUUGUCAAGGAUUUUGCGCCAGUUGGACACCGGUAAGCAGGAGAUGGACGACUACGACAGCGAAAAAUCGAAAAUGCAGCGAAGGAGAAAGGAACAGGAUGAUGAUAAUAUGGAGGGAAUAGGCGGUCAGAUUCCGGGGAAUAGAAAUCUGCUGGAGUUGGAUGAAUUGGCGUUCACGCAGGGCUCUCAUCUGAUGGCAAACAAGCGUUGUCAGCUACCGGAUGGAAGUUUUAGGAAGCAACGUAAGGGUUAUGAAGAGGUUCACGUGCCGGCUUUGAAACCGAAAGCGUUUGAAGAAAAUGAGGAGCUGAUGACGAUUGAAAAGCUGCCGAAGUACGUGCAGCCGGUGUUUGCUGGGUUUAAGACGCUCAACCGGAUUCAGAGUCGGUUGUACAAAACAGCUCUCGAUAGCGAUGAAAAUCUGUUGCUGUGUGCCCCUACUGGUGCCGGUAAAACCAAUGUGGCAUUGUUGACGAUGAUGAGGGAAAUCGGAAAGCAUAUCAACGAUGAUGGUACGAUUAACGUGGACGAGUUCAAGAUCAUUUACAUUGCUCCAAUGCGCUCGCUGGUACAGGAAAUGGUUGGUAAUUUUGGCAAGCGUUUGGCUACGUAUAAUUUGACCGUGUCUGAAUUGACCGGGGAUCACCAGCUCAGUCGGGAACAGAUAGCUGCUACGCAGGUGAUUGUCUGCACCCCAGAGAAGUGGGAUAUUAUCACGAGGAAAGGAGGUGAAAAGACCUAUACCCAGUUGGUGCGCCUAGUGAUCAUCGAUGAAAUUCAUCUGUUGCAUGAUGAGCGAGGUCCAGUACUGGAGUCGUUGGUUGCUAGAACAAUUCGAAACAUUGAGACUACCCAGGAAGAUGUGCGUUUGGUGGGAUUGUCUGCGACGCUUCCGAAUUAUCAGGAUGUUGCGACAUUUUUGAGAGUUCGGCCGGAAACUGGGUUGUUCUAUUUUGACAACAGCUACCGUCCGGUUGCUUUGGAACAGCAGUAUAUCGGAGUAACGGAGAAAAAGGCCCUCAAGCGGUUCCAGGUUAUGAACGACAUUGUCUACGAGAAGGUUAUGGAACAUGCUGGAAAAAAUCAAGUUUUAGUGUUUGUUCACUCGCGAAAGGAAACUGGCAAAACUGCUCGCGCAAUCCGGGACAUGUGUCUGGAGAAGGACACCCUGGGAAACUUCUUACGUGAGGGUUCUGCUAGCAUGGAGGUCCUUCGAUCCGAAGCCGAACAGGUUAAAAAUGCAGAAUUGAAAGACUUGCUUCCGUACGGCUUUGCCAUCCAUCAUGCAGGUAUGACUCGCGUGGACAGAACUCUGGUAGAAGAUCUCUUUGCCGAUCGUCACAUACAGGUGCUGGUUUCUACGGCUACCCUAGCGUGGGGUGUCAACUUACCCGCACACACCGUCAUCAUCAAAGGUACACAAGUCUACAACCCGGAAAAAGGUCGCUGGGUUGAACUUGGCGCCCUGGACGUCUUGCAAAUGUUAGGACGUGCCGGUCGUCCUCAGUACGACACAAAGGGCGAGGGAAUCCUAAUUACCAACCACAGCGAGCUUCAGUUCUAUCUAUCGCUGUUGAACCAACAGCUACCAAUCGAAUCGCAACUAAUCUCCAAAAUGCCCGAUAUGUUGAACGCCGAGAUUGUCCUUGGAACGAUUCAAAAUGUUAAAGACGCUGUCACCUGGCUCGGAUACACCUAUCUGUACAUUCGAAUGCUACGCCAACCGACACUAUACGGAGUUUCCUACGAUGCAAUCAAGGAGGAUCCGUUGCUGGAACAUUUUCGCGCUGAUCUGGUUCAUACAGCCGCUCUUCACCUGGAGAAAAGUGGUUUGAUAAAAUAUGACCGCAAAAGCGGACACUUCCAGGUAACGGAAAUCGGAAGGAUCGCUUCCCACUACUACUGCACCCACGAGACAAUGUUGACCUACAAUCAGUUGCUGAAACCGACGCUCAGCGAGAUCGAGCUGUUCCGUGUGUUCUCACUUUCCGGAGAGUUUCGAAACAUCACAGUUCGCGAGGAAGAAAAAUUAGAGCUACAGAAGCUGAUGGAACGUGUCCCCAUUCCGAUUAAGGAAAGCAUGGAAGAAGCGAGUGCCAAGGUGAACGUUCUGCUGCAGGCCUACAUUUCGCAACUGAAGCUGGAAGGCUUUGCACUGAUGGCCGACAUGGUUUACGUAACGCAGUCUGCAUCCCGUUUACUAAGAGCGAUCUUCGAAAUUGUCCUCCACCGAGAGUGGGCCCAACUAGCGGACAAAUGUUUGACUUUGUGCAAAAUGAUCGAUCGCCGAAUGUGGCAGAGUAUGUCUCCGCUCAGACAGUUCCGCAAAAUGCCCGAAGAAGUCGUCAAGAAGAUCGAGAAGAAAAACUUCCCCUGGGAACGGCUGUACGAUCUGGAGGCAAACGAGAUCGGCGAACUGAUCCGUGUUCCAAAGCUGGGCAAGACGAUCUACAAGUACGUGCAUCAGUUCCCAAAACUAGAACUGUCCACGCACAUCCAACCGAUCACACGAUCUACGCUGAGAGUGGAGCUGACAAUAACUCCCGAUUUUCAGUGGGACGAAAAAAUCCACGGACAAUCGGAAGCGUUCUGGAUCCUGGUUGAAGAUGUCGAUUCCGAAGUGAUCCUUCACCACGAAUACUUUCUCCUGAAGUACAAGUACUGUCAAGACGACCACUUGGUCAAAUUCUUCGUUCCGGUUUUCGAACCGCUGCCGCCCCAAUAUUUCCUACGCAUCGUUUCCGACCGUUGGAUCGGCUCAGAAACGCAACUACCCGUCUCAUUUCGUCAUCUGAUUUUGCCGGAGAAAAAUCUACCACCAACGGAACUCCUGGAUUUACAGGCCCUUCCGAUCAGUGCUUUCCGAGAGCCACGAUUCGAACAGCUUUAUCGGUUCCCCCAGUUCAACCCGAUCCAAACGCAGGUAUUCAAUGCGGUCUACAAUAGCGAGGACAAUGUGUUCGUUGGAGCUCCCACCGGGUCGGGAAAGACAACCAUCGCGGAGUUUGCUGUCCUGCGAAUGUUGAAACAAAACCCUCACGGAAGAGUUGUAUACUUGGUUUCCAGAGAUUCUCUCGCCGAACUGAUAUUCAUGGAUUGGCAUCAGAAAUUCGGACAACAGUUGGAGAAGGAAAAUCUAGGUUGCAAGGUCGUCAAACUAACCGGUGAAACCGGAACAGAUUUGAAGCUAAUCGCCAAGGGUCAGAUAAUCGUGACGACUGCCGAUAAGUGGGACAUCUUAUCACGCCGCUGGAAACAAAGAAAGAACGUUCAAAACAUUCAACUUUUCAUCGUGGAUGAGUUGCAGCUGAUUGGAGGUGAAGAAGGUCCCGUUCUGGAAGUCGUCUGUUCCCGUAUGCGUUACAUUUCCUCACAAAUCGAGAAACAGAUUCGAAUAAUAGCUUUGUCAGCUUCGCUAUCAGACGCCAGAGACGUCGCCCAGUGGUUAGGAUGUAACGCGAAUGCUACCUUCAACUUCCAUCCUAGUGUUCGUCCGAUUCCGCUGGAACUUCACGUUCAAGGAUUCAACAUAACACACAACGCGUCAAGAAUAGCUGCCAUGUCGAAAUCGGUCUACAACGCGGUCACAAAAUUCAGCCCGCACAAACCGGUUAUUGUAUUUGUGUCUUCUAGAAAGCUAGCGCGUUUGACAGCUAUCGACAUCCUAACGUAUUGCGCUGCGGAGGCCCAACCGAACCGAUUCUUCCACGCCGAAGAAGAGGACAUCAAACCGUUCUUGGAUCGAAUGUCCGAUAAGACUCUGAAGGAAACACUAUCCCAAGGUGUCGCUUACAUCCAUGAAGGAUUGACUGCCUCGGAUCAUCGAAUUGUCGAACAACUGUUUGAUUCCGGAGCAGUACAAAUAGCUGUUGUCACACGGGAUCUCUGCUGGGGGCUAAACAUCACCGCUUACUUGGUAAUAAUAAUGGAUACACAGUUCUACAACGGUAAAAGUCAUUCCUACGACGAUUAUCCAAUCACCGAUGUCAUGCAGAUGGUAGGAAGAGCUAACCGCCCAUUGGAAGAUGACGAUGCCAAGUGCGUUCUGAUGUGUCAGAGUUCUAAGAAGGACUUUUUCAAAAAGUUUUUAAAUGAAAGUUUACCCGUGGAAAGUCAUCUGGAUCAUCGCUUGCACGAUCAUUUCAACGCCGAAAUUGUCACCAAAACGAUUGAAAACAAACAGGACGCCGUCGAUUAUCUAACGUGGACAUUCCUUUACCGGCGUUUGACUCAAAAUCCGAACUACUACAACCUGCAGGGUGUGACCCAUCGUCAUCUGUCCGAUCAUCUCUCGGAACUUGUUGAGACAACGCUGUCCGAUCUAGAGCAAUCCAAGUGUAUCAGCGUUGAGGAUGAGAUGGAUACUUUACCGCUAAAUCUGGGAAUGAUUGCCGCCUAUUACUACAUCAACUAUACCACGAUUGAACUGUUCAGUUUGUCGUUGAACAGUAAGACCAAGAUUCGAGGCUUGCUGGAGAUUAUUUCGUCUGCUGCCGAGUAUGAAGAUGUGGUUGUUCGGCAUCACGAAGACAACAUACUGAAGAGUUUGGCCCAGCGAUUGCCGAACAAGCUGACCGGACCCAACGGAGUGGCACCGAAGUACAACGACCCGCACAUCAAAACCAACCUGCUCCUGCAAGCGCACCUGUCCCGAUUGCAGCUCGGGGCCGAGCUGCAGGGUGACACCGAACAAUUCCUUGGCAAGGCGAUUCGUCUCAUCCAGGCCUGCGUGGACGUACUCAGUUCAAACGGUUGGCUUUCACCGGCCGUCGCUGCCAUGGAACUGGCCCAAAUGGUUACCCAGGCCAUGUGGAGUAAGGACUCCUACCUGAAACAGUUGCCCCACUUCAAUACCGACAUCGUCAAGCGCUGUCAGGAUAAGAAGAUCGAGACCGUGUUCGAUAUCAUGGAACUGGACGACGAUGAUCGUAUCCGGCUGCUGCAGCUGAGUGAUCAGCAAAUGUCCGACGUGGCACGUUUCUGCAAUCGCUAUCCUAACAUCGAAAUGACCUUCGAGGUUGUCGACAAGGAUCGAAUCCACUCUGGAUCGUCCGUGAACGUGGUGGUUAAUUUGGAACGCGAGGAUGAUGUCACUGGGCCAGUAAUUGCUCCGUUCUUUCCGCAGAAACGCGAGGAAGGCUGGUGGGUGGUUAUCGGUGACCCGAACACAAACUCACUACUCUCGAUCAAACGGCUGACGCUGCAGCAGAAGGCUAAGGUUAAACUCGACUUUGUGGCUCCCGCUCCAGGUCAUCACGAGUACACCCUUUACUAUAUGAGCGAUUCGUACUUGGGCUGCGAUCAGGAGUACAAAUUCAGCAUCAAUGUGGGCGACUUCCAGUCGGAGAGCGAGAGCGAAUCCGACUAAGAAUUGUGUAACUGGACUACUGUAACAGAACGGAUAUCGGUGACAACAAUUAUAAUUAAUUUAUAAGAUAUAUGUUUGUUAGCUUUAUAUGCCAUCAUCCGGUAGAUUCUCUUGAAUAAACAAAUAAAGCCAAAUCCAGAUGGAAUGCAAAACCACAA